AUGGAUCAGGACAUGUUGAUUAUAAGUGAAUACCAAAUUGUUCUUGAGUCUGUGCAGGGUUGUAUACAUGAAAGUUGGACUGCUACUGCCAAGCAUCUAUCAGAUAAUAUUCCCUUUCUCUUGAAAUUGGAGAAUUUCAAAGAUGCCCAGGAAGUUCUCUCGACCACAUUGAUGUCACUUCCAAUCAACUUCUGGGAGUUUAUUAAGUGGGUUGAAGAAUUUAGAAGACGAGAAGAGGGGGCUUCAGUUUUGAGCAAAGAGAUGAGAGGACUUUCUGUCAAGGAUCAAGUAUUGAGUCAAGUUCAUGAGACUGAGCUAUAUAAACAUGUUACCAAGUGGCUGUCAUCUCAAAGUUCACACUGUACCACAUCUAAUGAUGCUUCUUGUUGUAAUGGAAUUUAUCCAGCUAUCAAUGAAAUUGUAACUGUUCUAUUAUUGGCUUUGCCUCCAUCUACAUGGUCUGGUCUUAAAGAUGCGGAGUUGUUGAAGGAAAUUUAUAGUCUUGUAUCAAUUGACAGUCUUCCCCUUUCACUUCAAGAGGAGGUUAGAUAG
Messenger RNA from Nelumbo nucifera (sacred lotus), 552 nucleotides. The record is from RefSeq and is a predicted model, not a curated record. NCBI's taxonomy places the organism in Eukaryota, Viridiplantae, Streptophyta, Magnoliopsida, Proteales, Nelumbonaceae.